AUGAGAAGGCUCCCGGAGGCAGGAGAGUCACCUUGGAGUUGUCUGGAGGAGAGGAGUCUGAAGGCAGAACCAGGAGCUGGAGAAUGUGGCAACGGGGCCAGGUGCCAGGCACCCCCCCCCCCAGACAGGAGCGAGGCUCCCAGGGCAGUCCUAAUCUGGAAGAACGGUUUAAACUGGGGACCUCUGCGAGGCAUCAAUCCUGCGUGCCACUCCUCACCACCACACCCCGGACCGCGUACUGAACAGACAAUGGCUUUGGAGGCUAAGAGGGGACCUCAGCGAGUACUCUUUGGUGAAUGGCUUCUGGGGGAGGUCAGCAGCGGGCACUACGAGGGACUGCGCUGGCUGGACGACACCCGCUUCCGGGUGCCCUGGAAACACCUGUCCCGGAAGAACAUCAGCGAGGAUGAUGCAAGCAUCUUCAAGGCCUGGGCCAUUGCGCGAGGUCGGUGGCGGCCUGACCCUGAGGGUGGUAGCUCCCAGCCCCCAGAGGCCUCAGAGCGAACCCACUGGAAGACCAACUUCCGAUGUGCCCUGAAGAGCACCCAGCUGUUCACGCUGGUGGAGGACAGGUCCUGGGAUGAGCACGACCCACACAAGGUGUUCACACUCAGCCGGCCCCGGCCCAGGGCAGCAGGAGUCGACAGGACUGCUGGGGAGGAGCAGCCCGCAGACCUCGGUUCCUUAGGAGCCAAGGGGGACGGCCCAAUGACAAAGGUUCGAGGGAGAAGAGAUGCUGACAGCGUGGGGGAGGAUCCAGGAGGCCAGAGGAAGGGUGCCCAACUCCUUGUGGGCAGUGUCCUGGUCCCUGACCUCUCCCCUGCCCCGUGUCCUCAUCCCCCACCCCCUCACCUGGCAUCGCGCCACCUCACCGCUGACAAUGUCUCCUUCCAGCUGCAGGCCGGGCUCCAGGUCCUCUCCCUGGGUGGACAGGCUACCGAUGUUUCUGGUCCUGACCUUCUCCAACUGGCCCUGGAGCAGAGUGAGCUGGAGGGCCUGGCAGAGGCCACUGAAUAUUUCCAGGACAUCAAUUCAGAGCUCUGGAGAGAGCCCGAGGGCCCGUAUUCCCGGUGGACAGAGACCCUCCCCAGUGAACCCUGGGAGGCCCAGCCAGGGCCCGUGUCAUCUCUCAGAGGCCCUAGCAAAGAGCCCGCUCCCUGUCUCCAUGAAGCUGGCCACCCUCAGGACGGAGCCUUCUGUCCAGCCCCCCAGCUCCCCCUGAGCAGUUCCCUCCCUACUGGCUUAGAUGUGACAAUCCUCUACAAGGGUCAGACGGUGAGGCAGGUGGCUGUGGUCCAGACCCCCUGCCUCUUCGUGGCCAGCAGCCCUGGCCUGGUGUCGGGGGUCUCCCAGGACCACCAGCUUGUGGCUUUCCCCAGCCCAGCAGCCCUGGAGCUGGCAGACCAGAAGCAAGUGCACUAUACCGAGCAGCUGAUGCAGCACAUAGGGCCGGGGCUGCAGCUGCAGCUUUGGGACCAGAGCCUCUGGGCCAAGAGAAUGGGCAAGUGCAAAGUGUACUGGGAGCUGAGCAGCCUCCUGGCAUCCUCGGGGACUCCACCCCCACCCCGACUGCUUCCCAGGAACGAGGCCAGGCCCAUCUUUGACUUCUCCGUCUUCCGCCAGGAACUGGCCGAGUACAGGGAUCAGAGGAGACGCACCUCUCCUGACUACACUAUCUACUUGGGCUUUGGCCAGACUCUCUCUAGGAGGCCCAUGGAGAAGAACCUCAUCUUGGUGAAGGUAGUGCCCCGAAUCUGCCAGCUCUGCCAUGAAGCCGUCCAACGGCAGGAAGGCAUCUCCUCCCUGGACAGCGGCGGCCUCAGCCUGCAGGUCUCCAACAGCCUCAGCCUCUAUGAAGUGCUGGAAAACUUCCUCAUGGAGACAGAAUACCCUGCCUAGACCUGGGGCCCUCUGGAAAAAACCCCUUCCCCCUGGGGAAAAAAGCCACGUGGAGACAGUGUAUCCAGGCACCGUCUGACCUUCAGUGCCCCAAAACUGGGAGCUGUGGGUCAGUACUUGGGAUGGCCAGUCCGGCUCACCUCUCCUUCCUACUCAAGCACGCAUCUAGUCAUCUCACUUUUUAGCAAAGUCA
Vombatus ursinus (common wombat) is the source of this 2092-nucleotide messenger RNA. It is a transcript of the gene IRF7, whose product is annotated as interferon regulatory factor 7. Gene Ontology annotation, cellular component: nucleus. NCBI's taxonomy places the organism in Eukaryota, Metazoa, Chordata, Mammalia, Diprotodontia, Vombatidae. The record is from RefSeq and is a predicted model, not a curated record. Gene Ontology annotation, molecular function: RNA polymerase II cis-regulatory region sequence-specific DNA binding; DNA-binding transcription factor activity, RNA polymerase II-specific; protein binding. Gene Ontology annotation, biological process: immune system process; regulation of transcription by RNA polymerase II.